Messenger RNA from Penicillium salamii, 1518 nucleotides. NCBI's taxonomy places the organism in Eukaryota, Fungi, Ascomycota, Eurotiomycetes, Eurotiales, Aspergillaceae. The record is from the annotation of a GenBank genome assembly.
AUGGGGAAAUCUCCACCAAAACAACCUCUUCCUGAGACCACUGUGAUCAAGUCAACCACGGAAGAUGAAAUCGAAGACCCCAAGCCGCCCAAGCGGUCGUUUCGGUCUUUCAUUUGGGAUACAGAUACACACCUCAAAUCUCCAGAAGAAAAACAUCUUCUCCUCAAACUCGAUGCGGCACUUCUGAGCAUUGGAUGCUUGGGAUUUUUUAUGAAGUACUUGGACCAGGGGAAUCUUUCCAAUGCAUAUGUCUCUGGCUUACAAGAAGCCCUUUCGAUGUACAGCAACGAGUACACCUAUGCACAAACCGUGUACACAGUUGCCUACGCCGCCAUGCAGAUCCCCAGCACACUCAUCGUUCAGCGCAUCCGGCCUAGUAUGUGGCUGGCGGGAAUGGAGGUUGGUUGGGCAAUUUUCACUUUUGCGCAAGCUGGUAUGAACAAUGUGGGUGAGCUGUAUGCAUUCCGCUUUCUGGUUGGAUUCUUCGAAAGUUCCUUCUUUCCUGUUUUGCUAUAUGUUCUUGGAAGUUGGUAUACGAAGACAGAGUUGGCAAAACGAGUUGCCCUAUUCCAUAUGACUGCGCCGCUUGGUUCGGCCUUUGGAGGUUAUCUACAAGCGGCCGUGUAUAAGAAUAUGAAUGGGGCUCAUGGUCUUGCUGGAUGGCGGUGGUUAUAUCUCAUUUGUGGGUGCAUGACGCUUCCAGUGGGAAUUGCGACUUUCUUCCUGCUUCCCGAUACGCCACACACCACGCGCGUAUGGUUUCUGUCUAAGAAAGAGCGGGAACUUGCAAAAGAACGGGUUUUGAAAGCUGGCAAGGCCGCACCUGUGAAAAUUACGUUAGGAACAUUUAAGAAGAUUCUUGGAUCGUGGAAAUGGUAUGCCUUUGUGCUGGGAUACGUGCUCUAUGGAUCAUCAUGCGGCGCUAGUAGCUACUUUGGGAUUUGGCUUAAAUCCGAAGGCUUUUCCGUGGUUGACAGAAACCUUAUUCCCACUGGCACGUCACUGAUCUCUGCGGCCUGUGUUGUGUUAUGGGGAUUCCUCUCGGACUAUACAGGCAGCAGAUUUGCUUGGGUACUAAUCCCUCUGAUUCUCGGGCUCUUGCCAAAUGGAAUUCUAGCAUUUUGGCCCGCCAGCGUGCAGUUCAAGGAAUUCGCCUUCCUCACAGCAAAUGUUCAGCUCAUGACAGCCGUUUUUUACACCUGGGCCAAUGAAGUAUGCUCUGGAGACAAUGAGGAGCGAGCUGUCGUUGUUAGCAGUAUGAAUGGAUUUCAAUACGCCGUAGCAGCAUGGUUGCCGAUCCUCAUCUUCCCACAGACUAUGGCCCCGACAUUUCGUAAGUCAAACUACUCAAACGUUGUUUUCAGUUACAUUGUUUUUGGCACAAUCCUGACAGGAAAUUCUUACAGGAUACGGAUUCCCUACGACAUUUGGCUUGGUGAUUGCUGCAAUUAUCAGUGUCAUAGGAAUCCAGGCUCUAGUUAUACGUGACAGGAAAACGAAAAGACAACCCGACAUUGA